This is a messenger RNA of Sitodiplosis mosellana (orange wheat blossom midge), 1160 nucleotides long. RefSeq names its product transmembrane protease serine 11F-like. The transcript has 4 exons. Gene Ontology annotation, molecular function: serine-type endopeptidase activity. The coding region runs from base 196 to 933 and encodes 245 amino acids. Lineage: Eukaryota; Metazoa; Arthropoda; Insecta; Diptera; Cecidomyiidae. The record is from RefSeq and is a predicted model, not a curated record. Gene Ontology annotation, biological process: proteolysis.
UACAAAUUGCACGUAAGUGUGAUUGAGAUAGCAUGAGAUUUCGGCUUCCGGGGGAAUAGGAACUUCGGAGCUGAUGGAAUGGAGUUUCAAUCGGAAGUCAAAUUAUUGUAAAAAUUUCUCAUAAUUAAUUUUACCAGUUUGCGGAAAGCAGAAGCAAGGGAUCAGCGAAAAUGAUGAACAGCCUGAUGAAAAUCCAUGGACAGUUGGAGUGUUUUGGGGAAGAUACGAGAAUCCCGUGCUUGCGCUCAUGAAGUAGUAUACGCUCACGAAGUAAUGGAUGAACACGCAGAAGUUCGCAUGGGCGGAUAUAAUGUUGAUAACAUCAGACGCAACAUAACACGUGUCUAUAAACAUGAAAAUUAUCAAUUUUUCUAUGUCAAAAGGAUGACCAAUGAUUUCGAUAUUGCAAUUUUGCAAUUAGAAAAAGUUGUUUCGUUUGGAUACAAUAUUCAGCCGAUCUGUUUGCCACAAUCUUCACGCAUUGAUUAUAGUGAAAAGAUAGCCACAGCCAUAGGCUUGUAUGACACUGGCAGCCUUGUGACCCUGAAACUGUAUUCUAGAUCGAAAGCACAAAAAACCCAUAUUCAAAUCUGGACGAACGAACAGUGCGGUAAAUUGCCUAAGUAUGUAAACAAAAUAACAGAUAACAUGGUGUGCGCUGGAGACAAGGCAAGGCUCAGUGAAUAUAUGUUUCACGAUUUCGAUUUUGGACAUUUGGUCAUUGAAAAUGAACACGGCAGCAUGGAAUUAGUUGGAAUAUACUCAUUUGGUGAUAGAUCCAGUUUUUCAUAUGGAACGCCAAUUGUUUAUACUUAUGUUGCCGAUUUCUUGCCGUGGAUUCAAAGCAAAAUAACCAAUCAAUGCACGUAUACACCUAAACAAGCAAGUCAUGACGAGAAUUUGGAACAAACUUGUAUCUUCAACCAAGGUUAAAAGUGAAAAAUCUAGCAGCAAAAUGAAUUUCAUACUAUUUUUCUAUCAAGCAUAAAUAUAUAAACUACCAAACUUCCUAUUUUUAAGUUAGCUCUUUGAUCCUCAUACUCAUUUUUCUUUUAAAAGUUAGCUUAUGUUCUCCCGUAGCCAUUCAGCUAUUUAUUUACCAAUUUUAUAACCAAAAAUCUAUUAAUAAAACUGUUAUAAUAUUUGAGUCUUCUGAAAUG